AUGUACAGAAGGAAGCUUUCUCGAAAAAAAGUUGGAAAUCGACCUUUGGAUUGGAUCACCUAUCAUACGCUGAAUGAAAUUUAUUAUUGGUUAGAUCAAAUUAUUCAAAAAUUCCCAAAGGUAGUUAAGGGCUUUGAUGUCGGUCGUUCGUACGAAGGCCGCUUAAUAAGGGGCAUUAAACUUUCGUUUAAAAGCGGCAAAAAAGCAAUUUUCAUUGAAUCGAAUAUUCACGCUAGAGAGUGGAUAACAUCAGCUGCUGUCACUUACUUAAUUAAAGAAUUAUUAUUUUCCACUAAUCCUAGUGUACGUAAGAUGGCGGAAAGUGUCGACUGGUGGAUAAUACCGGUAUUAAAUGUGGACGGUUUUGUUUAUGCGCACGAAAAGGAUCGAAUGUGGCGAAAAUCAAGAAAGCCAUCAAGUCCCAAUUGUUUUGGUACCGACCUAAAUCGUAAUUUCGAUUAUCAAUGGGGAGAAGUCGGAGAUAAUACCGAUCCUUGCUCGAUGGUGUAUCCUGGCCCCCACCCAGAGUCCGAACCAGAAAUUGAACAAUUCGUAAAGUUUAUUAAUCAGAAUAUACCAGAAGGUUCUAUUAAAAUUUAUAUUGCUCUACAUUCGGCUGCACAAUUAGUACUUUCACCGUGGAGCCACACCGAAGAUCUUCCCCGGAAUUACAAGGAAAUGAAGUUCGUAGCCGAAGCCUUCAUUCAAGCCUUAUACAAGCGCAACGGGACCGAAUACACUUUCGGCACAAGUGCCAACACAUUAGGCAAAUUCUCUGGUGGAAGCAAAGACUGGGCUUAUGCGGUGAAAGGUAUACCAAUAGCUUUCACUAUCGAAUUACCUGAUAAUGGUGAAUUCGGCUUUGAUUUGCCAGAGCAAAUGAUUUUACCUGCAUGCAAAGAACUUGUAGAUGGAUUUGUGGGAAUGAUUAAAGCCGUUAAACAACUCGGUUAUAUAUAA
This is a messenger RNA of Glossina fuscipes, 960 nucleotides long. Its product is annotated as zinc carboxypeptidase-like. The record is from RefSeq and is a predicted model, not a curated record. Gene Ontology annotation, biological process: proteolysis. Bases 1 to 960 code for a protein of 319 amino acids. Lineage: Eukaryota; Metazoa; Arthropoda; Insecta; Diptera; Glossinidae. Gene Ontology annotation, molecular function: metallocarboxypeptidase activity; zinc ion binding. The transcript has 5 exons.